UAUCAAUGUUGAAAAUUAGAAACACAGAACUUAUAUAAAGCUAUAGAACAAAUCAAAGUUUUAUAGAUAGCUCUCACAGUUUCUCAUUUUCUCUCUAGUAGCUCAAAUCUCUCUCACACAACCUAGAAAUUUCAAAGCCAAUUUCAUAGCUCUCAAUCAUGGAAAUUUCGAAGCUCUAGGCCAUGGCAAUUGCAUAGCUAUUGGUCUCUCAACGCGGUGGCUCUGUCUCAUCGUCACUCACAAAAUCGAAGUCGAAGUCUUCCGUCAACUCCUCUACUCUUCGCCUACCUCAUCUAAUCUCCCCCAAUUUUCUAGGGUUUCAAGCUCAAUCGACACGAAGAUCAUUUUGCCUGAUUCGUCUCGAUUCUUCAAUGGAGGCAAAUUCAGUGCGUUUUCAUGUUUUGUUUAUAAAUUUUAGUGUUUGGUUCCUGGGAAAAUUUUAGGGUGAAUAUUUAAAUUCUCCCUCACUUCCUCUCUCUCCCCAAACCCCCAAGGUUCCCUCUCUCUCUCUCCCUCUUCCUGUGUAUAUGCCUAUAUAUAGGUUUUUGUAUCUUUCUUAGAUGGCUUUGUGUUUUGUUUCAGAGUCUACUACAAAGGAUGGUCAAGCUAAUAAAGUAAGUUUCUUCUAGAUUUUGUUCUUUGUUCCAUAACUAAACCUAAGUUUCAAUUAUUCUUAUUAUUAUUAAUUGGAAUUCUAUAGUGUUCACUUAUUUUCUGCCGAAUUAGUGAUCAUAGUAGUUUUUUGUUGUUGUUAAUUUAUAGUGAUUGGUUGAUAUUGGGGUGUGCUUUACUGCUUGUUUUUGUUCCCAUCAAAUGUGCUUUAAUAAUGAAUUUUGUUAAUUUUUAUGAAAUAAUUCUUGAGAUUGAAUAUGUAGAAGGAUAUUCUUACCGUUUAAUUAUCAGCAUACGUACAAUAUAUGGUACUGAGCAUUGAGAAUGAAACUAACUUGUAUAUAUAUUUUUUUUUAAUACUGACUUGCAUUUUUUUUAUUAGAUACUCUGUUUUUUGUUGGCUGAAUCACGAAUUCAUGUUUCCAAUGGCAAUGAUGGUUGUAGAAUGUAAACUUGUAUCUUGAGUUGGAUGAUGGUUCAAACCGUGAGAGAUUUAUGAUAAGUUUUUGUUUAGAAAACACGGGUGUGAUACAGUGUUCAGAAUGGGAUGAAAAUACUGACCUCCAAAGAGUCAAAAACUGAGGACACCCAAUACUAUAUCCUGAGCUGGCCAGAUAAGCAAGCAUGUCAAAUUACGAAUUUCCCUCAUUCGUACCCACAGCUGGAAACAUUGCAGAAAGAGAUGAUCAGGUAUCAGAGAAAAGAUGGGGUUCAAAUGACUGCAACACUAUACCUGCCACCAGGCUAUGAUCCGUCAAAAGAUGGACCUCUUCCAUGUCUGGUUUGGUCUUACCCUAGUGAAUUUAAAAGCAAAGAUGCGGCUGGACAAGUUCGUGGUUCUCUUAAUGAAUUUCCUGGAAUAGGUGCUACAUCAGCCCUUCUUUGGUUGGCUAGAAGGCUUGAAUUACCUCUUCCCAUUGUUUGUUUAUACUCUCUUUUAAAAUCUUUGGCAUGUCAUCAUUAUUCCCCUUCCUUUGCAUCUAUCUUCUGGUUUGCUGUGAACAUAACGGACCAAUUUUCAAUUGCUUUGAUACUUGCAAGUUUGCUAUUCUAAGUGGACCAACGAUUCCUAUUAUUGGUAAGGGUGAUGAGGAGGCAAAUGACAGGUAGCUUGAUACAAUUUUUUUAAAGAAUGUACUGAUAGUUUCAAGGAUAUGGGAAUUUUUAUUUAUAAAAAAAUAAAAAAAAAGGGAUAUGGGACUUUCAUCCUAGUCAUAUGAUAAAGUAAAAUGCCUAUAAGCACAUAUUAGAUAUUUUCAUAUGAUUGAUGACAUAAGGAAGUUCAUCUCAUUCUCUCUCCCUUGAAAGCUAAAUCCUUUUUAGGUACUUUAUUAAUCCUUGGAAGCUUCAUUGCUUAUGCAGGAAUCUGAAAACCCAUCAUGAAUAGCAAGUUAUUGAUGACUGACUAUCUAUUUUGAUUGGAGAAGUAUGAAAAGGAAUUGAAGGAUGCAGCAGCUAGGGAACUCAUGCAAGCAGGGGAGGUGGCAAUGUUGGAUAAGGGGCUUUAGUGGAAGGAAUAUGAAUAGGAUUGGGGAUGGAGCAAAUUUGGCGUAGGAAACACUUUCUCCUUUCCCAUUUAAAUAUAAGGGAACUUCUUUGCAAACCUGCCACAACCACUAAAUAAUGUUGGUGGCCAGGGGUAGAGAAACUUUGCAAAAAUUCAACUUACACCUUAUAUUUAGCUAAACUUUUCAAAAAUAUAUAUGGUUCCCCCACCCCCCCCCCACCCCCCCAUUAUUGAAAUUCUAGUUCCACCCCUGUUGGUGGCUGUUGUGAAAAUUAAUGAAGUUAGGCUAGGUGGAGCCCUUUGUGGCAUAAAGAUUUUAUACCUGUAACAUCAUUAAACCAUUAGGCACUUAAAAAUUUAAGAUAUGUUACUUACCAUUUUUUUUUUUAAAUUUUGAAAAACUUUUGACUUACUACAUUAUUCACUAAAACUGUUGCAUAUAGGAAUGUACCCAUUUCUUGGGAUCCAUAAGGGCUUCCGUGUUUUAAUAAUCAUGUGAAAAUGUCUAGCCUACUUAUACGAAGACUAAUGAGUAUUUUUUUUCUCUGACUUAGUGUUGGAUUUGUAGUGUAUUUCACAAUGUAAAGAAAAGAAAAUAUGAUAUAGAUGGAGAAAGAGAUUCUCUUUAUUAGAAGGAUAAGGACAAACUGAAAAGUAAGAAAGAAGGUUAUUUGUGUUUGUCAUUUGUGUUUGGUAGGCCUUGUCACUGGGAAUUCCUUGUCUUAGUAGACCCCACACCCUUUGAACAAUUUAGUGAGAGCUUCUUGUGAAAUUUUUCAUAUGCAGGAUAUUUCUUUCUUUCACAAUCCAAGCCUUCACCUUCACAUGGGGAAAGGGGAAAUUCUGCUUUUUUUCGCAUUGACACAAAGGCCUUCUUCUUGGCUUUUGAUGGAGGACGUAUGGAUUCUUACUCCAUUACAGAAAGACGGGGAAGGUACCAUGGUUCUAUCCGGGUAGGUAGAUCAGGAUUGGACUGGAUCAUUGCAUGCUUGGCUGAGUUACGCAGUUGGGAUUUUAGCAAGCAACAUUAUUUCAAACGGUUUCAUGAGAAUUAUAAAAUUUUGGAGUGCUCUAGUAGGUUGAACAAGGGUGGCUGUUUUGUGGAAAUCUCUGAGUAUCACAAUGGGGCUCGACGUGGCUGCUUGCGUGUUCCAGAAGGUUUUCAGAAGGGUGGCUGGGCUUUUCUUGAAAUGAAGUUAUGUGAAUUUUUCCUUGGUAAACUUGUUUCUAGGCCGGGGAAGGAGGUGGUUGCCGGCGGUGGUAGGGGUGCAAAACCUACCGGUAAUCCAAGAAACCAAGUUUGGAAGGACUUUAAUGAUCACGUGAAAUUAGGAAGUGAUUUAGAUUUGGAGAAGCAGUUUCCUAAACUAGCUGGUACGUUAAACCAGAAGGAGGGAUUUGGGGGAUUUGAUUUUAUCCCAAAAACAAAUAUCUCAACUCACCUUGUUUCUGGAAGGCCAACACGUGUGUCUACUUUGAAGUGGACUAGAGCCCAUUUUUCUCUACACAUAUCAAUGGAUCUUGAUGGAAGGGGUCAACGUGAGGUGAAGUGGGCCAAUUUUGUUCAGCCCAAGUCUGGUUUAAAUGAUAAAACAUCUACUGAACUUGGGCCUAUUAAGCAAGCAGAUGGUGGCUCUUUUAAACAGGCCCAAGAGGCCCAUUUUGGUGACUUAACCCAGCAGAAACCACAAGGAUUGUCACGACACUGUGAGAGUGGAGAGGUAUCGGGCUUACCAGUCAGCAUCGAGAAGUCAAACUUAGGUUCCGGCGAGAUGGGAGAGGAGUUUUCAACCUCCGAUGGAGGUUCCGACACGGUGGUGCAGUUGGGUUUUGUUCAGAGGGGUGUUUCCGGCGAGAUGGGAGGGGCUUCAUUAAUUCCCGGCGAACCCGAUAGGGCAGUGCAGAAGCUGGUUGCUCCAACGGGCUGUUCAGGUAGUGGCGCCGAGGUGGGAGAGGAGUUUUCAACCUCCGAUGGAGGUUCCGACACGGUGGUGCAGUUGGGUUUUGUUCAAAGGGGUGUUUCCGGCGAGAUGGGAGGGGCUUCAUUAAUUCCCGGCGAACCUAAUAGGGAAGUGCAGAAGGUGGUUGCUCCAACGGGAUGUUCAGGUAGUGGUGCCGAGGUGGGGGCUACUUCUGGUGUAUCAGUUGCCGGCGAUCCAGUGACGGGGGGACCGAUAAGUGGGGCUGUGGAGGUUUCGCCUUUUUUGAGCUCCGGUGAUCACCCCAGAUUAACUGAGGCUGUGUCGGAGUGUUUGACGAAACCAGAAAAGAGGACUGAGGUGUCUUGCCAUCAGCCUUUACUAGAACAUAACAGGUUUUCUCCUAUUUCUGAGAUAGUUUCGGGUUCUUUUGAUGAAGAGACGCUGGUGUUGAAUUGGGUCAAUCCUACGGAGUCGGAUAGGGAUGAGGAGGAGCUACAGUUGAUGGAAUAUGUACCGUUGGCUCAAUGGGAUCCUAAUGGGGGUUUAGCGUUAAUGACUGAGGAAGUUGUCCCAGUUGAUAUCUCUAUGGAGGAUGAUUUGGAACCUUCGGCUUGGGUAAGUAAGAAGGUCAAGGGCUUCGGUAAGUGGGUGGGCUUCCCUAUAGAUUCCUGUGAGAGGCAGUGUGUUGAAUUUUUUCAACGACUUGAGAAAGUAUGGGAGAAACAAGCUGAGGCAGGCAGUCUUCGUCGUACUGCUUCUUCCUCUACAAAAGGUAUGAGGGAAUUACGGAAUUUAAUCUCAACAGUUAAUUAUGAUGGUCUAGCUGGUAAACGAAACAGGGAGAUUGUGAAAUUCAGUGGGUUGGGCUCUGUUGGUUGUCCAUGAAUCUGAGACUUCUAUCUUGGAAUGUGAGAGGAUUUAACAAUCCUCAUAAGAGGGAUACUGUGAAGAACUUACUAAAAGAAUGGAAGUGUGAGGUU
This is a messenger RNA of Quercus lobata, 5021 nucleotides long. RefSeq lists its product as uncharacterized. The record is from RefSeq and is a predicted model, not a curated record. Lineage: Eukaryota; Viridiplantae; Streptophyta; Magnoliopsida; Fagales; Fagaceae. Bases 3019 to 4926 code for a protein of 635 amino acids. The transcript is spliced from 3 exons.